ACCAUGCUGUGAAGAGCUGCUUUUUGCUUAUAACUAACUUAUAUAUGACUUAAAGAUUCAUCGUGAUCAAAAUGACUCAAACUUUGCAUCUGCUUUUUAUCUCAGGAUUUUGCUGUUUCGCACUGGGGUCUUUAGAUUUUCACCUUAUUAAAAUGGAAAAGACCUACCAAGAAGCAAAGACCUAUUGCAGAACAAUGUACACUGAUCUGGCUACAGUUCACAACUCAACAGAUAUGGAUAAUUUGAUCAGUCUAGUUUCAAAUACCAGACGCAAAGCCUGGAUAGGACUGGAGAUUGGUGCUGUGUGGAUGUGGCAUUGGACGUGGCCUGAUCAAAAACUGGAUUUUUCAAACUGGAAGGAAGGAAACCCAAAGAAUAAUGAUAGAGAUGCAUGUGCAGCAAUGGAUAUAGACGGCAAGUGGUUUGAAAGUGAUUGUAAAACUCCAAAAAAAUUUGUUUGUGGCAACAAUGCUAGUGUUCCCACUUUUGUUAAUAAGCCCAAAUCAUGGAGGGAUGCACAGAAACAUUGCAGAAACGUAUCAUCUGAUCUUGUCAGUAUACACUCAGUGGAGGAGAAUGAGGCAGUACGUAAUUCAGGGUCAAAGGAAGUGUGGAUUGGCCUCUUCAAAGAUCGCUGGAAGUGGUCUGAUGGGAGCAACUCAUCAUUCCGUUAUUGGAAGUCCAGGCAGCCAAAUUACCUUAAAGAUCAGGACUGUGUUGCUGCUAUAUUCGAAGAUGAAGGGCGGUGGAAUGAUCUGAAAUGCAGGAUCAAACGCAAUUUUGUUUGUCGUGGGGCAAAAGCAUCAAUUUCAACAUCCUUCACUUCAACAAGUACACAAGAUACCCAUACAACAAAAUCCACAACUCUUCCAAACAAUUUAUCUCCAGUGAUUACUCUAACAAUUCAUUUAACUGUGGCUGCUUCUACCAAUCAUUCAAAUAUUACCACCACUGAAGCAACAACUGCCAGUCAGCUUACAACACUAAAUACCACAGAUCAUGUGUCAAGUACUUCAAGCACUGACGAGCUCAACAAUACAACUGCAGAAAUGUCAGCUGUGACAGGAACGCAGCUCCCGCCCACGACUACUGUACAAGGAACUGCAGACGGUGUCUCUGCAUUAACAACACUGAUGGGGACUUCAACCCAGACCACGGCACAGCCCACAACUCUAAAGCCUACUGACAGUCCAGGUUUGCUUCCAGCAAACCUGAUCCUAAUCCAGGAAAAUAUGACAUGGACUGAAGCUAUGAGUUACUGCAGGGAGCACCAUAUUGACCUCGUCUACAUUAACACCAAAGACAUUCAGGACAUGGUGGCUGAAAAGGCAAAGAAUGCCAAAUCACCCUAUGUUUGGCUAGGUCUACGCUACACUUGUAAAUUUAACUUUUGGUUCUGGUCCAGUUCAACUAUUGGCUGUUACCAAAAUUGGGCACCAGGAGAAGGAGCUGAAGGGAAAUAUAACUGUGGUGUUACAGGUGCCAUUAAAACCACUGGGAGGCAGCAGUGGGUAGGCUUGCCUGAGACAGAAAAACUGAAUUUCAUCUGCUAUGGAUGUGCAGGAUAAGUGCAGAGGACCAGUGACACUUCUAAUGACAAUUUAGAAAUUUGUGCUCUUUAUACAAGCUUUGCUGUUUCAUAAUGAUAUUUUUGCAGUUACUGAUUAAAUGUUUUUAACAUCAAGCUAGUGGACUUUGAUGGACUUGUGAUGUCAUACUUCUACCUUUGUUAAAAUACAGCUGCCUCCUCUAUUGUUGAGAUUGAAUUUCAUUAAAUAUGAAAACCUCAUGUGGUGUGUAGGCGUGCACAUUCACAGUCAUGGGCAGCAAGAGUAAUGUGAGAACAUUGAUCUCUUCUAUGCCUUUCACUCAGGGGUUACUAUUUGCAUGUUGACCCCCCGGGCUGGGCCCCAAGAUUGUCUUUUUUAGACCACCAUAGUAUGGCCCCGAUCAAGACUGCCUGCUGCCCUCACUGACCUGACCUUCACUAGCAGCAACAUGGAAGACAGAACUCACAGACGCUCAUCUUCCUGUCUGCAUCCUUGAGGUACAUGGAGCUUCUAUAAGCAUGGGAACUGGGCAUGACCAGCAGCGUAAGGUAGCUACAAAAGGCCCCAGUGCAUGUGAUUAUGAUGGGCCCUAGCAAACAUAUCUCAUAUUGUGUUGUCAUAUGAUUAAACAGAGACUUGACAUUGAACAACAUCAUGUUAUCCAGCAAUCAUAAUUUCAAUGUGUAUGUGGCAAAAUACCAAAGAAAAUAAGAAAAUGUUUAUUUGAUGUAUUUUAUAGUUGACUUUUAGUUUGUAUUGAAACUGUGGCAGAACAACUUGGACUGUUAUGUAGAAUACGCAUAUGAUUUUGUUAUAGAUUGUUACGGACAAUUUUAACUAUAACCAUGAUGGAGAUGGAUAUGUGUUUGCCUGUGUAAAUAGCAAAUGGCGCCAUUUUUAAUUUACACGAGUUCUUCUUUGAACACAGGUGUAUUCCCAACACAUUAUUAGAGUUCCUGUUCUCUCUAACAACACUACUAGCCUAUAGGCCCCAGUGCUGUGUAUAUGUAUGCCCCUAGACAUGAUACAACAUAUUUAUUAAUGAAAACUGUGUUUCAUCAUUCUCAAACUGUAUGACAUAUAUAUAAAUGUGGAUAUACUGUUUUCACUGUAUAGACAGGUUGUUAAAUAGAACCAGCAUUUGUAGAAAUAUCAUGUGUUGUCUGUUUAUUUUUUUUGUCGUUUCAUUUAUUUUUUUUUUUUUACUUUUCACAACACAGUAAAAACGUGCUUCCCUUUUGACAUUAAUCGCUCCAGAUACAUGUUUGACAUAAUUGUCUGUUGGUGCAUUUUUAAAUCUACACUGUUGAAAUAAAACCUUCUCAUGAAA
Larimichthys crocea (large yellow croaker) is the source of this 2880-nucleotide messenger RNA. RefSeq names its product C-type mannose receptor 2. NCBI's taxonomy places the organism in Eukaryota, Metazoa, Chordata, Actinopteri, Sciaenidae. The record is from RefSeq and is a predicted model, not a curated record. The transcript is spliced from 5 exons. The coding region runs from base 72 to 1568 and encodes 498 amino acids.